CCUUUCCUUUUUGUUGUAAUUAUACCCGUACAAGAUGUCUGAGCUGCGCUUCGACAACCAAACCGUCGUUGUGACGGGAGCCGGCGGUGGUCUCGGUAAGGCCUAUGCUACCUUCUUUGCCUCGAGGGGCGCAAACGUCGUUGUGAACGACUUGGGUGGUUCUCACUCUGGUGAGGGCCAGUCGUCAAAGGCUGCUGAUGUGGUCGUCGAGGAGAUCCGCGCUGCCGGAGGCAAGGCAGUCGCCAACUACGACAGCGUUGAGAACGGCGAAGCUAUUAUUGAUACCGCCAUCAAGAACUUCGGCCGCGUUGAUGUCCUCAUUAACAACGCCGGUAUUCUCCGGGAUGUCAGCUUUAAGAAUAUGAAGGACCAGGACUGGGACCUUAUCACCAAAGUUCACACCUAUGGUGCAUACAAGUGCGCAAGAGCCGCAUGGCCUCAUUUCCGGAAACAGAAGUACGGCCGUGUCAUUAACACUGCCUCGGCUGCUGGUCUCUUCGGUAACUUUGGCCAGGCCAACUACUCUGCCGCGAAGCUCGGUCAGGUCGGUUUCACCGAGACCCUCGCCAAGGAGGGCGCCAAGUACAACAUCAUUGCCAACGUCAUUGCACCUAUCGCCGCUAGCCGCAUGACUGCCACCAUUAUGCCCCAGGAUGUUCUGGAUCUUCUCAAGCCCGAAUGGGUUGUUCCCUUGGUGGCCGCUUUGGUGCACCCCUCUAACACAACCGAGACCGGUGGAAUCUACGAAGUCGGUGGUGGCCACGCUGCCAAGCUGCGCUGGGAGCGUGCCAAGGGUGCUCUGCUCAAGACCGACGACUCCUUGACCCCCGGUGCUAUCGCUAGGAAGUGGAACGAUGUCAACGACUUCUCUCAGCCCGAGUAUCCGACUGGCCCGGCUGACUUCAUGACCCUCUUGGAGCAGGGCUUGAAGACCCCCAGCGCCCCGUCUGGCGAGGAGCCUGACUUCAAGGGCAAGGUUGCUCUUGUCACUGGUGGUGGUAACGGUCUCGGACGCGCGUACUGUCUGCUCUUUGCCAAGUAUGGCGCCUCUGUGGUGGUGAACGAUCUGGUCGACCCUGAGCCCGUUGUGCAGGAAAUUAAGAAGAUGGGCGGAAAGGCUGUCGGUAACAAGGCUUCCUGCGAAGAUGGCGCCGCCGUUGUUAAGACUGCCAUCGAUGCUUUCGGACGUAUCGAUAUUCUGAUCAACAACGCCGGUAUCCUGCGUGACAAGGCCUUCACCAACAUGAACGACGACCUGUGGAACCCUGUUAUCAAUGUCCACCUCCGUGGUACCUACAAGGUUACCCAGGCCGCUUGGCCUUACAUGCUUAAGCAGAAGUAUGGCCGUAUCGUCAACACUGCAAGCACCAGCGGCAUCUACGGCGCCAAGUACAACAUCAAGGUCAACACCAUCGCUCCUAACGCCGGUACCAACAUGACCCGUACUAUCAUGCCCGAGGAGAUGGUCCAGGCCUUCAAGCCCGACUACGUUGCUCCUCUCGUGGUUCUUCUUUCCUCGGAUAUUGUCCCUGGAACCGGUACCAAGGGUCUGUACGAGUGCGGCAGCGGCUGGUUCUCUAACACUCGCUGGCAGCGCUCUGGUGGUCACGGUUUCCCUGUGGACGUCAAGCUGACCCCUGAGGAGGUUGUCAAGAACUGGAACAAGAUCACCAACUUCGACGACGGCCGUGCGGACCACCCCGAGGACAGCCAGGCUGGUUCUGAGAAGGUCAUGGCCAACAUGGGCAACCGCAGUGAUGCCUCCGAGGGUGGCAACGACAUCUUGGCCAACAUCGAGAAGGCCAAGCAGGCGACCACCGAUGGAACUGCUUUCGAGUACAGCGACCGGGAUGUCAUUCUCUACAACCUCAGCUUGGGUGCUAAGCGCACCGACCUGCCUUUCGUGUACGAGAACAAUGAGCACUUCCAGGCUAUUCCCACCUUCGGUGUGAUCCCUUGGUUCAACACCGCCGUGCCUUACAACAUGGACGACAUUGUGAAGAACUUCUCCCCCAUGAUGCUGCUGCACGGUGAACAGUACAUGGAGAUCCGCAAAUUCCCCAUCCCCACCGAGGCCAAGACCCUGACCUUCCCCAAGCUCAUUGACGUUGUUGACAAGGGUGCCGCUGCUCUCGUCGUCGCCGGUUUCACCACCAAGGACGCAAAGACUGGAGAGGACCUCUUCUACAACGAGUCCACCGUUUUCAUCCGUGGCAGUGGCGGCUUCGGCGGAUCCCCCAAGCCCACCGCUGCCCGCCCCAAGGGAGCCACCGCGGCGUACAAGGCUCCUCAGCGCAAGCCGGAUGCUGUUGUCGAGGAGAAGACCUCUGAGGAUCAGGCUGCCCUCUACCGUCUCAACGGCGACCGCAACCCUCUCCACAUUGACCCUGAGUUCAGCAAGGUCGGUGGCUUCAAGACUCCUAUCCUGCACGGUCUGUGCUCCCUGGGUGUCUCUGGUAAGCACGUGUACAGCAAGUUCGGUGCCUACAAGAACAUCAAGGUUCGCUUUGCCGGUGUCGUCCUGCCCGGUCAGACUCUGAGGACCGAGAUGUGGAAGGAGGGCAACACCGUCCUGUUCCAGACCACUGUUGUGGAGACUGGCAAGCCCGCCAUUAGCGGCGCCGGUGUUGAGCUGUUGGACGGAGCCAAGGCCAAACUGUAA
This is a messenger RNA of Aspergillus nomiae NRRL 13137, 2662 nucleotides long. RefSeq names its product putative peroxisomal multifunctional beta-oxidation protein (MFP) (gene mfp). Bases 35 to 2662 code for a protein of 875 amino acids. The transcript has 6 exons. NCBI's taxonomy places the organism in Eukaryota, Fungi, Ascomycota, Eurotiomycetes, Eurotiales, Aspergillaceae. The record is from RefSeq and is a predicted model, not a curated record.